This is a messenger RNA of Dermochelys coriacea (leatherback sea turtle), 498 nucleotides long. Its product is annotated as olfactory receptor 10A3-like. Gene Ontology annotation, molecular function: olfactory receptor activity. The record is from RefSeq and is a predicted model, not a curated record. Gene Ontology annotation, biological process: G protein-coupled receptor signaling pathway. Lineage: Eukaryota; Metazoa; Chordata; Testudines; Dermochelyidae. Gene Ontology annotation, cellular component: membrane.
AUGCUGGUGGGAGUCGGGCAGACAACUUUCACAUUCACUCUGCCCUACUGUGGGCCCAAUGGGAUCAACCACUGCUUCUGUGACCUGCCCCCGCUGCUGAAGCUGGCCUGCAUGGACACCUACAGGAACGAAGUAACUGUUUACACCAUUGCUGUUGCCUUCAUCAUGGUCCCCUUCCUGCUCAUCUUGAUGUCCUACAUCUGUAUCCUCCACGCGAUCCUCAGUAUUCCAUCAGCCGAGGGCAGGAGCAAAGCCUUCUCCACCUGCUCCUCCCAACUUAUUGUGCUGACCUUGUUUUUUGGGUGCACUGUGGUGUACCUGAGGCUCAAAUCCAGAUACUCCCUCAACACCGACAAACUGCUUUCCGUGUUCUACUCAGUGGUGUCCCCAGUGCUGAACUCUUUGAUCUACAGCCUGAGAAAUAAGGAGGUGAAGGAAGCUCUGAGAAGGAGUCUGGAUCUUGACCAAGAAAUUUGGACCUUGAUAAAAAAAAAUUGA